AUGUCUCACAUUCGUAAAGGUUCAUCCGCAUCAAGUCCCGGUUUACGUAACAUAAAUGUGACUUCAGGAAAUCCUUUGUCUGAUAUAUCUAACGUUGAUAUAUGCAGCAACACUGACAAACCUGAAGCUGUUCAAAGAACAAAAGCUAGAAGAAUAUAUUCCAACAGUAAAAGAUUCAAUACAACCUCAUCGCAGACUCAAUCCACACUAAAUUAUUCAACUCAUAAUAAUAAAGAAAAUUUAAGUUCAUCCACAUCUACCAUGUAUAACAGAUCAUUUUGUAGACGUGGUAUAAACAUCAAUUUUUCUUCUGCUUUAUCAUAUUCGGAAAUUCAUAAUACGAAUCUUCCUUUUUCAACAUAUCCUUCACAUGAUAUUUCCAAUGUUUCUAUACGUAAUGUAGACAAGGAUGAGGCUGCAAAAAGAAGGAAGGCUAGACGUAUAUAUUUGAAUAGCAAAAGAUUGAAUAAAAAUUCAACACAGACUCAAUCGACAUUAACUUCUUAUACGACAAAUAAAGAGAAUAUUAGUCCGAACACUACUUUUACGUUGAAUAGAUCAUCUUUUAGCGUCCUCUCAAGUAUCAAUGUCUCUUCCGGUUCAUCUAAAUUCAAUUCAGGAAACAUUGCAUCUUCCAGUGGUAUUCCAAGAAACAUUACAAGCAACUCAGCAUCAGACAUGAUACCUUCUUCAUCAUCUACAAUUCCACCAAAUACUGUUAUAGCAUCAGACGAACCUUCACCAUUGAUAAGAAUGUCAUCAGGAAAGCGUAAAUUAGUAAGAAAACGACGAAACUUAACACCUAUACCUAUUAUUGAUUUGACAACAGAUGAUGAUAACGAGUUUGCUGAUAUCAUUGAUCAACAUUUAAAAGGUGUUUCAAAAGACUACUUGGAUCAUGGUGACCAGAUAAUCGUGUGUCGAACGUGUAGCGCAAAGCUAUGGAAAGCAGAGGCGGAUAGGGGAGAACAGAAGCGAAAUAAACCUAACUAUUUCCUUUGCUGUUCAUACGGUAAAGUUUUGUUACCUGAUUUUAAGCAGCCUCCUGAAAUUUUGAAAGAUCUAUAUGUUGGCGUCAGUGCGAAGAGCAAAUUCUUUUUAAAAAACAUUCGGCGUUAUAAUUCUAUGUUCUCAUUUACAUCUAUGGGAGGAAGGAUUGACAAAACUAUCAACCGUGGAAAUGCACCUUAUGUGUUUCGAUUAAGUGGUCAAAAUUAUCAUACUAUUGGGAGUCUAUUACCUGAAGAUGGAAAUGAGCCAAAAUUCAGCCAGUUGUAUAUAUACGACACAGAUAAUGAAAUAUUUAAUCGACAAAAUGCUGUUGGGGGCUCAAACACUUCUUUUACAAUAACUGAGUCAGCUUUUGAUGUUCAGAUCAUUGAGGAACUUACACUUAUAUCCAAAGAUGGUAGGACAUAUAACCUUCCUGAAGCUUCUGAAGUUGCUGCAUUAGUUAUUGGAGAUCUGACUCAAGCUGUUGAGAAUCGUGAUAUAGUAGUGAAAAGAAGAUCUGGUCGGAUUGAGCGCAUAAGUGAAUUACAUCCUUCUUAUCUUUCUCUACAAUACCCUCUUCUAUUUCCAUACGGAGAAGAUAUGUACAGGGUUGACAUUCUUCAUAGAGGUCUCAAUCCAGACACGAACAGCAAACGUCCAAUGUGUACUAUGCGUGAGUUCUUUGCUUAUAGAUUACAAGAUCGUGUCGAUAAGUUUUCUUUGAUUCAUAAUGCAAAAAGACUUUUCCAACAAUUUGUUGUUGAUGCUUACACUAUGAUUGAGAGUGAAAGGUUGUUUUACAUACGGCGACAACAAACUCAUUUGAGGUCAGAAACUGUUCAGAAUAUUCAGAAUGCAAGUAAUGCUGGAAAAAAAGAUAUGUCAAAAAUUGGAACACGUAUCUUUAUUCCAUCUUCCUUUACUGGCGGUUCUCGAUAUAUGAUGCAAAAUUACUUAGAUGCAGUGUCUUUGUGCAAAUGGUUUGGGUAUCCAGAUUUUUUCAUCACUAUUACGUGUAAUCCAAAAUGGCCGGAGGUGCAAAGGUUUUUAAAAGAUACGACGAUAAGGCCUGAAGAUAGACCGGACAUUUUGUGUCGAAUUUUCAAGAUAAAACUAGAUUCCAUAACAAAAGAAUUGAAAGAAGGCAAGUUGCUCGGUAGAGUUAAUUCUGAUUAUAUUUUUGUUGUUGUACUCUUUUCAGGAAUGCCGAAUCAUAAGUUGGUUUUAAAAGUUGGUGUUCCUAUCAUGCUGCUACGUAACCUUGAUCAGAAAAAUGGUCUGUGCAAUGGUACAAGAUUACAAGUCGUAAAACUUGGUGAUCGGAUUAUUGAAGCAAAAGUGAUUUCUGGUAAUAAUAUUGGUACUAGAACUUUUAUACCAAGGAUCAAUCUUUCCCCCUCUGACAAACGAAUACCUUUCAAGCUUCAAAGAAGGCAAUUCCCGAUAGCUGUGUGUUUUGCAAUGACGAUAAAUAAAAGUCAGGGACAGUCGUUAUCUAAGGUUGGUUUGUUUCUAAAGCAGCCUGUUUUCACUCACGGACAACUAUAUGUUGCAGUUUCAAGAGUCAAAAGCAUGGAUGGUUUAAGGAUGUUAAUAUUAGAUGUUGAGGGGAACGUUACUAAUAAGACUACAAAUGUUGUAUACAAAGAGAUAUUCUCAAAUUUACAGUUUUGA
Molecule: messenger RNA, 2667 nt
Organism: Helianthus annuus (common sunflower)
Lineage: Eukaryota; Viridiplantae; Streptophyta; Magnoliopsida; Asterales; Asteraceae
Exons: 9
Coding region: 1-2667 (888 amino acids)
Source: RefSeq, a predicted model, not a curated record